GGGAAUCAAGGGAGGGUCUUCUCCAAGACUGCUGCUUCCGCCCUGGCCCUUAUGUGGCUCACUUGUGUGCAGCAGUGGUCUCUUCCCACCAUGACAGCAGAGUGGCGCAGGAAAGUUACCCUUAAUGGGCCAAGAAACAAAGCAGCUCUGACAAAGAACCUGUGGCAGCGGAUUGCCCAGUGACUCCAUGAGAGUUCCGUGGAGAUCUGAGGCAGAUUCCUGUGAAGUUAGGGAGUCUAUCAACACCCUUUCCCACCACUCAGACUAGGCAUGUGGUGAUAUGCGCAUCAUACAGACGCAAGCCUGCUUUCUGCAACUCUCCUGCCCCCAACAACUCGCUUCGGUGAUUCUCAAAAUCAAAGCCACUUACAGGGGCCUUCUCCUGUUUGCGCUUUGCCAAGCUCCGACUGGUGUGACUGGCUAGCCUUCUUCAGGGUAGAGAAGAGCUCCUGGCUGCAUGCAUCUCUGACCUCCAAGUCGUUCUCUGCCUGUGGGUCCACCUUCCCCCCCUCCACAUCCUCAUCCAAGAUUUCCUCCUCCUGGCUCGGUCCACUCUCGACUCGCACGCAAGCCACCGAAGUAUCCACAGGGGCCUUCGCAGUGGAAGUGGGGUCGCCUCAGAGUAUUGCAUCCAGCUCUUUGCAGAACCGGCAGCUCGUGGGCAUAGCACCGGAGUGGCAGUUUGCCUCCCGCACCUUGUGGGCAAGAAAAUUGAGUAGUGGACUAUCCCCUUCCUCGGCAUGCUAUGGAGUGGACAGAUACCGAGCACGAUAAAGGGGUAGUUGCCUGAGAAUCAAGCAGAUUGCAGCCCAGAAGGAACUAUUGUGAUCAUCUAAUCUGACUUCCUGUAUAAAACAUGCCAUAGAACUUCCCUGAAAAAAUUCCUAGAAUGUAUCUUUUAGGAAAAAUCAAGUCUUGAUUUAAAAACUGUACAUGAUGGAGAAUCCACCUCGACCUUUGCUCUUCUUUGAACUGCUGCAGUUUAUCAACAACGUCUUGACUUGUGGACGACAGAACUGGACACAGUAUUCCAGCAGCACUCACACCAGGGCUAACUACAGAGAUUGGAAGAAGAAAUCAAGCUUUCUUGAUUUUUCAACUCCCAAUUGGUUUCUUAGAGUUGAAUAAACUAAAAUGAAGAAAAUAUUCUCUAACUGGAGAAGAGGCUACUUCUGACAAAAGAUGGUCUCGUACUUCAACAGACUCUGGUUUCAGGGCCAGCUGCACAACAGUAACGCUGUGCUAUGCUUCGAGAUGUCAUGGGAAAAACCUUUCGACUUCUGGGGUAUACCAUUCAGUAUGGAUGCAUAGCACACUGUGCCUUUGAGUACCUUGGAGGAAUUGUUGUGUGUUCUGGACCUUCAAUGGAACCAACAAUUCAAAAUUCUGACAUUGUCUUUUCGGAGAAUCUUAGCCGCCAUUUUUAUUGCAUUCAGAAAGGUGAUAUUGUAAUUGCAAAAAGCCCAAAUGACCCCAAAUCAAAUAUCUGUAAAAGAGUAAUUGGCUUGGAAGGAGACAAAGUCUGUAUAAGCAGUCCUUCAGAUUUCCGUAAGAGUCACAGUUAUGUGCCUAAAGGGCAUGUUUGGUUAGAAGGAGAUAAUCUCAGGAAUUCUACAGAUUCCAGGUGUUAUGGACCUGUUCCUUAUGGACUGAUAAGAGGACGCAUUUGCUUCAAGAUAUGGCCUCUGAAUGAUUUUGGAUUUCUGCGUGCUAGCCCCAACGGUCACAGAUUUUUGGAUGAUUAAGAGAACUAAUAAGUGAAUUCUGCCAGUUUACUGAACUGUCUUACAAUGCUUUAAUAGCUUUUUUUACUGAUUGAAUGAAACAAUGUAUUUGUAUUUACAAUAAAUUAAACAUUGCGACUUUUUGA
This is a messenger RNA of Trachemys scripta elegans, 1870 nucleotides long. RefSeq names its product inner mitochondrial membrane peptidase subunit 1 (gene IMMP1L). The record is from RefSeq and is a predicted model, not a curated record. The transcript has 10 exons. The coding region runs from base 1245 to 1745 and encodes 166 amino acids. Gene Ontology annotation, cellular component: mitochondrial inner membrane peptidase complex; membrane. Gene Ontology annotation, molecular function: serine-type endopeptidase activity. NCBI's taxonomy places the organism in Eukaryota, Metazoa, Chordata, Testudines, Emydidae.